UCAAAGAAUGUAUCAGAGGUUUGGAAGAUUAUUCAAGUAUGUAGCCACUGUUAACUUUUUCCGUCUGAAAUAUUAAGAAUUUUAGAAAGUUUCAUCUUCACCAGAAUAUUUUAGGCACGAUUUACUUAGGCAUGGAAUUUGUGUGACCGAAAGAUGUCCAGACAUACCAAAAACUGAAUUGCUAAAAAACAAUUCGAAAUAUGUUAAACAACUGAGUAGGUGCUACAGUUCUACUUUCGAGGAAAGUGGGAUUUUUGGAGAAAUUGAGAUCACGACAUGUAGAACGCAGAAGUCAUCAUAUUCUCUUAAUAAUUUAGACUUAAUAUUCGGGUAAAGAAGACGUGUAUUCGGAUAUGUAGGGGACGUAGAUAUACAUAUAGCGGGACGUUUUUGCUUUCCAAGCGCACCUACAGCAGGUGCUUUCAAAGUUUGGUUAGAUAACAACAUAUUUACUAAAAGUUCUGGGCUAUCAUCUCAAGAAAAAUUAAAUUUCCAGUAUAUACUGUCCCAAUGAAUAUUAAUUUUCUUGCAAUAGUUUCUUAUUGAUAAAUUACUCUAAUUAAUUUUCAGGAAUUGUGUGAUCGUUAUUGUCUUACUUGUACUUUGUGCCUCCAUUUAUGACUCACUGUCUGGUUCACAAUUUGAAGGCCAACAUACAACAAACAAUAUCUUUAGUAAAUUUUUCUGUUCAUUUUCUCUCUUGCAAAAUUGGAGACGUUUAACAACCGUCAGUUUUAAAACCGCAGACACCGAAUUGCUUACUUGUCUACAGGGUGUACGCUUCUUUAAUACCAUCAUCGUAAUUGCUAUUCACAGUUUUUCGAUCAAUGUGUUGGUGCCAAUUUUGAAUACUCACCAUAUGGAAGCUCAAAGAGACAACAGAGCUUCUCAUUUUCUUUUUGUUGGUAUCGAAUUCACAAUUCUACAACCUUUCUUCUUAAUAUCGGCCUGGUUGUUAACUUAUACCUUUUGCAUAGACUCGGAAGGCAAGAAAAUAGUACCUAUAUCGUACUGUAUUAAAAAAUUUUGCUCCAGAAUCUUCAGACUUACUCCAAGUAUGGCCGUAGUAGUUCUUUUUACAGCGACGUGGUUGCCACAUAUUUCAGAUGGACCUCUUUGGGGAAUAAUCGUAGAGCAUGAUUACAACAUAUGUCGCAAAAAUUGGUGGACUAAUUUGCUUUACAUUAACAAUUUCGUGCCUUCAUAUGACAUGUGUUCACCUCACCUGUGGUCCCUGUCUGUUGACAUACAAUUUUACGUGGUGGCUUUAAUUGUUUUAUGGUUUUUGUGGAAGUCCCCGGAAGAAGCGGGGUGGCUUGUAGGAUCCAUUUGGUCCUAUCACAUAGUCUACACGUUUUAUCGAACUUACGGUAAAGUUAAUUACACAGACCGCUCUCCAGAGCGAAUGUUGCAAAAAUCAGACAACAUAAUGGAGGUUCUGCGCGUUUAUAAACUAGCUUCGUCAAAUCUCCCUGGUGUUCUAGGUGGUGUGGUUUACGGUUUUAUUUCCUACAAAUAUCGAAACCGAAAAAUUGUCACCAAAAAGAUUUAUCGUGUUGUAUGGUGGAUUUUAAGUUGGGCGUGUAUGUUGAUUGCUAUAACACUUCCUGCGAUUAUUCUACGUUCUUUUAAAGAACGUGGAAAUGAUAUGUACAUAUUCUAUGUCUGUGUAGGUAGAACGCUCUAUGUUUUUGGCUGCGGAUUAUUCAUUCUGGGAAUGACACAAGGAAAUGGAGGUAUUAUUAGAAAUAUUUGUAAAUCGUCACCAGUUAAUAUCUUAGGACGUCUGACGUAUGGAGCCUAUCUCAUGCAUCCCAUCGUACUGCGUGUUAAGAAAGGACUAAUAAGGACACCAAAUUUUUUAAACAGCUACUUACUUAUCUUUGACUGCGUAGAGUCUAUCGCAUGGUCAUUUUUAAUGUCGGUAUUUCUAACUUUGUUUUUUGAAAUGCCGAUCAAAGAAAUUGUGCUUCGUGUGUUAAAAUCACCACCUUUGCCAGAUACGUCGCAUAAGACAAAAUAGUUGUCGAAGCAAGAAAUCCAGAAA
Messenger RNA from Zophobas morio, 2047 nucleotides. Its product is annotated as nose resistant to fluoxetine protein 6-like. The record is from RefSeq and is a predicted model, not a curated record. Gene Ontology annotation, molecular function: acyltransferase activity, transferring groups other than amino-acyl groups. Bases 860 to 2023 code for a protein of 387 amino acids. NCBI's taxonomy places the organism in Eukaryota, Metazoa, Arthropoda, Insecta, Coleoptera, Tenebrionidae. The transcript is spliced from 9 exons.